AUGUUCAACAUCCUUCACUCUCGCUCUCACUCAACCAAACAUGGAAAAACAACACCACCAUCAUCAAGACUGCAACACUCCAAACUCCAUCAGAGCACAAUCACCAACCACCACCGGAACCUGCUGCAACUGCGACGGUCCCACGACAUUCCCACCACCGCCAGUAUCACCCGCCUUCUCAGAAAUAUCCCCACCACCAACUUACCGCCCCAUCCGCGCUCCGGCGAUCCCACCGGACCCACACUCCCAGCGCACAAUCAUCCUAUCUCCGGUCCCUCAGGCCCAACACGUCCUCACAGCAUCACACAACCUCCAGCGCUAACCCCUUCCACCUCCUUCCUCAACAAACUCCCUCUGCCUAUGUUUCUUUUGGAUCAUAACGAUCCUUCAAAGCUUGUGUUUUUCUAUCAGGGAUCUGGAAUGCAGCUUGGUGCUGAGGGUUUUACUGUUGGAUUCUUGUAUACACUUGCGGGUUUGCUUUUGGCGUUUAUGAGCCAUGGGCUUGUUAAUGUCAAGAGUGUUAAGGUGCAGAGGGUGGUUAUGAUUUUUGCGUUGUUGGUUUGUUUUUUGGCUGUGAAGCAGGUUGUGUUUUUGGAUAAUUGGAAGACUGGAUAUGGGAUUCAUGGAUAUUGA
This is a messenger RNA of Vicia faba (fava bean), 633 nucleotides long. The record is from the annotation of a GenBank genome assembly. Lineage: Eukaryota; Viridiplantae; Streptophyta; Magnoliopsida; Fabales; Fabaceae.